Messenger RNA from Desarmillaria tabescens, 3295 nucleotides. Its product is annotated as translation initiation factor eIF3a. Gene Ontology annotation, cellular component: eukaryotic translation initiation factor 3 complex, eIF3m; multi-eIF complex; eukaryotic translation initiation factor 3 complex, eIF3e. The coding region runs from base 113 to 3136 and encodes 1007 amino acids. The record is from RefSeq and is a predicted model, not a curated record. Gene Ontology annotation, molecular function: translation initiation factor activity; mRNA binding. The transcript has 6 exons. Gene Ontology annotation, biological process: translation reinitiation; formation of cytoplasmic translation initiation complex. NCBI's taxonomy places the organism in Eukaryota, Fungi, Basidiomycota, Agaricomycetes, Agaricales, Physalacriaceae.
CAGAAACUUUAGCUCUCGGAAGCGACAUGAGUCAUUAGUCAGCAACCGAAUUUUUUCGUGUCGCUGUCGUCGUACUCAAAAAGCCAUCCGAAAGGCCCUUUUUACUUUCAAUAUGGCACCGUUUUCCAAGCCAGAAACAGUGCUGAAACAGGCCGAAGGCCUGAUUUCCGUAGGCCAGUCGCACGCAGCCCUACAAUCAUUGACGGAAAUGUUCACUUCAAAACGAUUUCGCUCGACCCCGAUCACGACGUUGGAACCUAUAAUGCACCGAUACAUCGAGCUUUGCGUCGAGAUGCGGAAGGGCCGUACAGCAAAGGAAGGAUUGAUGCAAUACAAGAAUAUUGCCCAGAAUACGAGUGUACAGAGCAUCGAGGCGGUCAUCACGCGUUUUGUGCAGUUGGCAGAUGCGAAAGUUAGGGAUGCACAGGAGAAGGCUGCGGUGCAGGUGGCCGUCGACGUCGACGAUUUGGAAGCGAGCGAGACGCCGGAGAGUAUCUUGCUAGGAGCCGUGAGCGGUGACCAGAGCAAGGACCGGACAGACCGGGCGGUGGUCACUCCUUGGCUCAAGUUUGUGUGGGAAGCCUACCGGACGUGUUUAGAGACGCUGAAGAACAAUGCAAGGCUAGAGACGAUAUAUCAGCAAAUUGCCCAGCAGGCAUUCAAAUUCUGUCUUAAACACCAGCGCAAGGUCGAGUUCCGUCGUUUGUGCGAGACGCUUCGACUUCAUCUUUCAAAUGUGGCGAAAUACUCGCACCAGCCACAUUCAAUAAAUCUUUCCGACCCGGAUACCCUACAACAUCAUCUGGAUACACGAUUUGCGCAACUCAACACGUCUGUCGAACUCGAACUGUGGCAAGAAGCAUUCCGCUCCGUCGAGGACAUCCACAACUUGUUGACGAUGGCGAAGAAGGCUCCGCGUCCCGCUAUGAUGGCUAAUUAUUAUGAAAAGCUGACCAAAAUAUUCCUUGUCAGCGGCAAUGCCCUUUAUCAUGCUGCGGCAUGGGCUAGAUAUUACGCCCUUGUUACGAGCAUCGGAGGUAAAUCGGAUGAGGAACUGAGCAAGCUUGCCGGACAGGUGUUAGUGAGCGCCCUCGCCGUUCCAGUAGGUCGGCAUACCGAGGAGCAGGAUGAGGUGAAGGGGAAGCUUGGCCGACUCACUGCUCUUCUGGGUCUCGCAAAAAUGCCAACGCGCGCAGGUCUACUCAAAGACGCGCUCUCACGAGACGUCCUUAAAAUAUCCCCACCCUCUGUCAAGUCUCUCUAUGACAUGCUCGAAGUCACGUUCGAUCCGCUUGUUCUCUGCUCAUCAAUAGCGCCUCUUUUCGAAACGCUAUCCUCCGACCCCCUCUACUCUUCUUAUCUUCCUCUUCUUCAUCAGGCUCUACUGUCGCGGCUUCUUUCCCACCUCUCUGAAGUUUACUCGUCGAUAAAGAUUUCUCACCUCCUUGAACUGGUUGCACCCUUGAAGGCAGCAGGUGUUGAUGGUGCCUACGAACCCGAGCAAGUCGAGUCCUACGUGAUGGGUUGUGCCCGACGAGGUGAACUCAAUAUCCGGGUGGAUCAUCUGGAUGGAUGCAUUGUUUUCAUCGAUGAGGGCUUCACAGGCAUCAGCGGCGAGGACACCGGCUACGUGCCUUCAGAAGGUGCCGUUCAGCCCUCCGUCUCGGAGCUUGUCAAGAAGAAAUUAGGGAAUGUCGCAUUAUGCUUGCAUAAUUCCCUCUGGGUCUUGGAAGGAUCUAAGAAGGAAUCUCUUUCGAAGGAGGAACAGCAGGCUAAGCUUCAGAUGCUGGUCACUGCCGUCGAGUCAGAGCGUAAGGCUCUACAGUUACGCCGUGCCUUAGUCGCCCGUCGUAGGGAACUUCUGAGUGAGCUCAGCGUCAGGAAGGAGAAGGAAGAGACAAGUCGGUUAGCUGAGAUCAGCCGUAGGAGGAAAGAAGAAGACGCUAAGAAGGAGAAGGAAUCUGUUCGCGCCAAAGAGCUUGAGAGGAUAGCCAAGGAGAGAGAGAAUAUCCAGAAAUUGGAGGCUGAGAAAUACGCCAAGAGUCUUCUCACCAUGGGUACUAUCAAGGCCGAUGACAUUGCGAAACUUGACAAGUUUGACACUGAGAACCUCAUCACGAUGCAAGUUCAACAGCUGGAGAAGGAGAAGAAAGAGACUGCUCAGCGUCUACGGGUAAUUCUCAAGCGCGUUGACCAUCUCGAGCGUGCGUAUCGCAAGGAGGAGCGUCCUUUGCUCGCUCAAGACUACGAGCAACAGCAAGCGCGCGAUAGGGAAACUUUCAAUGCCAUCCAACUCGCUCGUAAGGAGGCAGCCAAGAUCAGUCAUCAAGAAGACCUAGCUACAAAGAAACGGCUAUCUCGGAUGGUGUCAGACUACUCUGCCCGACGAGAUGUACUGAUCGCGAAGAAGGGCGAGGAGUUUGCAAGGAAGAAGGACGCUGCUCAUCGGAAGAUCGAGGAGGAGAAGGCCAAGCGAAGAAAGGCCUUUUUACAAGCCAAGGAAGAAGAAAGAAAGCAUGCGGAAGAAGCAGAACGUAUCAAGAGAGAAAAAGAGGAGGAAGAACGACGGUUGGAGGCCGAACGUCUGGCAGAAGAGGAGCGUCUACGCGCCGAGGCAGAGGCCAAAGCCGCCGCAGAAGAGCAGGCGAAACGCGAAGCCGAAGAGAAAGCAGCUGCUGUACGUAAAGCCCGCGAUGCUGAGCGCGAAGCAGCCAUGGAACAAGCACGACUGCAACAAAAACGAGAGGAAGAAGCCGAGGCUCGUCGCGCAGCUCGUGCGGCAGAGCGUAACCGUGGACCGCCGUCGAUAAGUCGCGCCAAUGGCACGAGCGACGCAUGGAGGCGUACCACGCCUACUAACUCUAUGCCUCCGACACCUACGCGUGCUGCCACCGUCGGUGCUGUACCUACUCGUCCCGAGAGCCCGAGCCCGGCUGCUGGCAAGUAUAGACCUGGAGGUGGUCUCGCUGCCGGAGGAGGGUGGAGGGCCCGCGAGGAGGCCAGACUUGCUGCUGGCACUGGCUCAGGGACCAACACCCCCCGGCCUGCCUCGCCUGCUCCAGCAAAAGAGGCGACACAAAAAGACGACGAUGGUUUCCAGACUGUGUCCAAGCCUGGCUGUCUGGCGUCCGCGUAGAGGUCGGGGUUAGUUUGUAGUAUACCCUGUUUGAUUGCUUUCGAUUGCAUUUUUCUUUUCCUCAUUCAAAUCCAGUUGCAUGGUCCGAUAUUGAGCGUCAUGAUACUAAUGUGCUGAUAGUAAUGUACACAUGCUAAUCUAUGAAAACCGUCCUUAACG